AUGUCUUGCUACGACCUGUCCCCCGUCUCUGCCUGCGGUGUCACCUGCCCCCAGCCUCUUGCCAACAGCUGCAACGAGCCCUGUGUGCGCCAGUGCCCCGACUCCACAGCCCUCAUCCAGCCUCCUCCGGUCGUGGUCACCUUCCCUGGCCCCAUCCUCAGCUCCUUCCCUCAGGAUGCUGUGGUGGGAUCCUCUGGAGUGCCCGUCCUUGGGGGCUAUGGGGGUUUUGGGGGUUAUGGAGCCUCCCUUGGCUAUGGAGGCUCUGGCUCCCUGGGCUCUGGGGGCUUCUCCCUGGGCUAUGGGGGUCUGAAUGGAUAUGGGGGCUCCUCCCUGGGCUAUGGGGGCCUGGGGGGCUACGGGGGCUCCUCUCUUGGCUAUGGGGGCCUGGGGGGCUACGGGGGCUCCUCUCUGGGCUAUGGGGGUCUGGGGGGCUAUGGAGGCUCCUCCCUGGGUUACAGGGGCCUGUAUGGCUCUGGUAGAUCUUACAGCUCUGGCUCUUGCAGCCCUUACUCCUACCGAUAUGGCAGGAACCGCCGUGGCAGCUGUGGGCCCUGCUAA
This is a messenger RNA of Apus apus (common swift), 558 nucleotides long. Its product is annotated as scale keratin-like. The record is from RefSeq and is a predicted model, not a curated record. Lineage: Eukaryota; Metazoa; Chordata; Aves; Apodiformes; Apodidae. The coding region runs from base 1 to 558 and encodes 185 amino acids. The transcript has a single exon. Gene Ontology annotation, molecular function: structural constituent of cytoskeleton. Gene Ontology annotation, cellular component: intermediate filament.